Danio rerio (zebrafish) is the source of this 2977-nucleotide messenger RNA. RefSeq names its product exostosin glycosyltransferase 1b (gene ext1b). Gene Ontology annotation, molecular function: glucuronosyl-N-acetylglucosaminyl-proteoglycan 4-alpha-N-acetylglucosaminyltransferase activity; glycosyltransferase activity; N-acetylglucosaminyl-proteoglycan 4-beta-glucuronosyltransferase activity. Gene Ontology annotation, cellular component: membrane; Golgi apparatus; endoplasmic reticulum membrane. Gene Ontology annotation, biological process: glycoprotein biosynthetic process; heparan sulfate proteoglycan biosynthetic process; ossification. The record is from RefSeq and is marked provisional. NCBI's taxonomy places the organism in Eukaryota, Metazoa, Chordata, Actinopteri, Cypriniformes, Danionidae.
CAUUAACGACUUUCCAUCGGGACUCUCCGCCAGAUGAACUCCAUGAGUCCCGACGCGUUCAUCUAACGUUAGCGAGUGUCCUGUCAACAAACCGGCUAGUUCGACCACUCCAACUAACAACCGUUAAAAACCCGGCUCGACCACCCACAACUACGAGAUUGUGUGUGCGCGCGUUUGUGAUGAUCCUAACAGGGACGGUUACCGCUGAAAUGGUGCUACCCGACAGACGAGGGAGAUCGGUGUAAAAUCGCCCACAUGUACUGGAUCAAUCGCUUGCUGGUAGCUGAUCGGAAUCCGAAGCGGGAAGAAGAAGACGUGAGUUGUAAAUCCUCGCAGGCUGGAAGAUGGCGGAGCAGCACCAUAGCUGGAGGAGGUGGUGGUGUUGAGGGACAAACUUCCAAACGCUUGAGAUUUAUUUCCAAACAGCGCGAUCUGGCCUUCAGGACACAUGCAGGCCAAAAAACGAUAUCUGAUCUCGCUCUUGACUGGCGCCUUUCUAGUUCUGCUCAUUUACUUGGGAGGAGGAGGGGUCCCGGGUCCCGCGGCCCCGGGCUCCAGGAGCCGGACACAUGGAUACAACCGGCCCGAUCAGCCGUGGCCACACUUCUCGGACCCCUUACUACACUUCAGCCCGUGGGACCACUCGGACACGGAGGACUAUAACGUGCACAUAUCGCCCAGGCAGAAGAGAGAUGUGAACUCCAGCGUGUAUAAGGGUAAGCGGUGCCGCAUGCAAUCCUGCUUUGAUUUCUCGCUCUGCCAACGGAACGGCUUCAAAGUCUACGUGUAUCCGCAGCAGAAGGGGGAGAAGAUAUCGGAAAGUUACCAGAACAUCUUAUCCACCAUCGAGGGCUCUAGAUUUUACACCUCUGACCCUGGUCAGGCGUGCGUGUUUGUGCUGAGCUUGGACACUCUCGACCGAGACCAGUUGUCUCCGCAGUAUGUGCACAAUCUCAAAACUAAAGUGCAGAGCUUGGCUCUGUGGAACAACGGUAGGAAUCACCUCAUAUUUAAUUUGUAUUCUGGCACAUGGCCUGAUUACACGGAAGAUUUGGGCUUUGACAUUGGUCAGGCCAUGCUGGCCAAAGCUAGCAUCAGCACCGAGAACUUCAGACCCAACUUUGACAUCUCCAUCCCCUUGUUCUCCAAGGAGCACCCGAGGACCGGCGGGGACAGGGGCUACUUGAAAUACAACACCAUUCCACCUUUUAGAAAGUAUAUGUUGGUAUUUAAGGGCAAGCGCUAUUUGACAGGCAUCGGCUCGGACACGAGGAAUGCUUUAUAUCACGUUCAUAACGCGGAGGAUGUAGUGCUGCUCACCACCUGCAAACAUGGCAAAGACUGGCAGAAACACAAGGACGCGCGCUGUGACAAGGACAACGCAGAGUAUGACAAGUACGACUACCGUGAAAUGCUGCACAACUCUACCUUCUGUCUGGUUCCUCGAGGACGACGCCUGGGAUCCUUCCGCUUCCUGGAGGCUCUUCAGGCGGCCUGUGUGCCGGUGAUGCUGAGUAACGGUUGGGAGCUCCCCUUCUCGGAGGUCAUCGACUGGAACACUGCUGCUGUGAUCGGGGACGAGAGGCUCCUGCUGCAGAUCCCGUCCACUGUUCGCUCCAUCCAUCAGGACAAGAUCCUGGCUCUCCGACAGCAGACGCAGUUCCUCUGGGAGGCCUAUUUCUCUUCAGUGGAGAAGAUCGUGCUCACCACUCUAGAAAUCAUCCAGGACCGGGUGCUCCAGCAGAGCUCCAGAAGCAGUGUGAUGUGGAACAGUCACCCCGGUGGACUCUUCUCUCUGCCGCAGUACUCCUCAUAUCUGGGAGACUUUCCUUUCUUCUACGCCAAACUCGGCAUCAAGCCGAGUCCCAAGUUCACUGCAGUUAUCCAUGCAGUGACGCCGCUGGUUUCUCAAUCUCAGCCCAUUCUCAAGCUCAUCGUCUCAGUGGCCAGAUCACAGUACUGCGCUCAGAUUAUUGUGUUGUGGAACUGUGACAAGCCUUUACCUGCCAAACAGCGCUGGCCGGCCACUGCAGUGCCCAUUAUAGUGAUUGAAGGAGAAAACAAGGUGAUGAGCAGCCGUUUUCAGCCGUAUGAAAGCCUCAUCAGUGAUGCGGUGUUGAGUCUGGAUGAAGACACUGUGUUGUCCACCACUGAGGUGGACUUUGCCUUCACGGUGUGGCAGAGUUUCCCGGAGAGGAUUGUGGGAUAUCCUGCCCGCAGUCAUUUCUGGGACAAUAAUAAGGAGCGCUGGGGUUACACUUCCAAAUGGACCAACGACUAUUCAAUGGUUCUCACCGGAGCUGCCAUUUACCACAGAUAUUACCACUUCCUGUACACCCACUUCCUGCCAAGCAGCCUGAAGAGUAUGGUGGACCAGCUGGCCAACUGUGAGGAUAUCCUGAUGAACUUCCUGGUGUCUGCGGUCACUAAACUGCCACCGGUCAAAGUCACGCAGAAGAAGCAGUACAAGGAGACCAUGAUGGGUCAGUCGUCUCGAGCCUCGCGCUGGGCCGAUCCGGACCACUUCGCCCAGCGGCAGACCUGCAUGAACAAGUUCGCCAGCUGGUUUGGCGGCAUGCCCCUGGUGCACUCCCAAAUGAGACUGGACCCCGUUCUGUUCAAGGACCAGGUCUCCAUCCUGCGCAAGAAAUACAGGGAGAUCGAGCGGCUCUGACCAGACUGGCGCCCCCUGCUGGACGUUCAACAGGGGGCCGUAAGAGACUCUGAAAGGAGAACUGGAGCCCGAGAGCUUUCCUUCAGCACAUACGCGAAACACACACACAUCUGACGGACACCUCUGGAGGGAAGAUUUGGUUUUGGGGACGCCACAGAUGAUCUUUCCCAGCACACGAGCGACAGGAGGGACGCAUCAUUGUGUUUAGCACUUCAUAUCCAUCCACAUCCAUUCAUACGCGUGUUAUCAAAAGUGCCCACUGUGAACCAAGCAAAACUCUUAAAGGGACAGUUCACCCACAAA